GUUAGGUUUUUAUCCUUUGAAAAGGCCUGGGAUCUUCCUCAUAUUUGCCGGGUUGUUGGCAUUUUGGCACCGAUCAAAUGGAACUGGGUCUGAGCUUGGGAGAUACUUCGUUUCUUGAAAUGGAAGACUUAGGGUUUCAUCUUGGGUUGGGAAGCAGCUUUUGUGGGCGGCCGAAGGAAGCAAGAGACCGCUGCCGUGGCGAUCGCGAAGAUAAGAGUAAGCGAUCCAGAGAGGUCGUAGCUCUUCAGCUUCAUCUCUUUCCUUCUCGAAGCCUGUCUUUGCUUCCUCAGCUCAACCAUAAUAAUGGUGGUUCUCCAGAUGGGCUAGCCCAAGGGCAGUGGUUGUCAAGCCGGUUGCUGGCGACGAAGGCUGAGGUGGUGGAUGCUGGGGCUGAGCAGCUGUCUUCGCCAAACAGCGGCACGUCUUCGUUUCAUCUGUCGGAGUUCAGAUUGGGCUCGCGUGGAAGAAGCAAGACGGUUGACGCCUUGUCAUUGGAAGGCGACAACGACAGAGCGUGUUCCAAAGGCAGUGAUGAAUACGAUGAAGACAAUGGGUUGGCUCGGAAGAAACUCAGGCUCUCCAAGGAACAGUCUGCUUUUCUUGAAGAGAGCUUCAAGGAACACCAUACCCUUACUCCUAAAGAAAAGCUUGCAUUGGCAAAACAGCUGAAUCUGCGCCCCCGCCAAGUAGAAGUGUGGUUCCAGAACAGAAGAGCUAGGACGAAGCUGAAGCAGACGGAGGUGGAUUGCGAGCACUUGAAGAGAUGCUGCGAGAGGCUGACGGAAGAGAACAAGAGGCUGCACAAGGAGCUUCAAGAACUCAGAGCUCUCAAGUCCUCCCACCAUUAUGUCAAUUCGUUCACAAAGCAUCCCACUCCAGCCACCACUCUCACCAUGUGCCCCUCCUGCGAGCGCGUCUCCACCUCCAACGCCACUGCCACCAACACCAAUAAAAUGCCUGCUCCAUCAUCAUCAUCGAUAUCGGCUAAUCCUAGAACAACCUUAACUCACCGGCCUCUCUCAAAUAAUACACAGGCUCAAGCUGCUUCCUGAUGCAUCAAUAUUGAGCACGCUGUUCUCUUAUCCUUUUCUUGUAAAUGGUAUUUGGCUUUUCUUCACCAUUUUAACUUUGGUUUUGUUUAAUCAGGUCUCUCUC
This is a messenger RNA of Rhodamnia argentea, 1155 nucleotides long. Its product is annotated as homeobox-leucine zipper protein HOX11. The record is from RefSeq and is a predicted model, not a curated record. Gene Ontology annotation, biological process: regulation of DNA-templated transcription. Bases 78 to 1052 code for a protein of 324 amino acids. NCBI's taxonomy places the organism in Eukaryota, Viridiplantae, Streptophyta, Magnoliopsida, Myrtales, Myrtaceae. Gene Ontology annotation, molecular function: DNA-binding transcription factor activity, RNA polymerase II-specific; sequence-specific DNA binding. The transcript is spliced from 4 exons.